Molecule: messenger RNA, 621 nt
Organism: Aspergillus calidoustus
Lineage: Eukaryota; Fungi; Ascomycota; Eurotiomycetes; Eurotiales; Aspergillaceae
Source: the annotation of a GenBank genome assembly
AUGCCGCGCGGACACAAGUACCAGAGAAGUUCAAGCGGCGCCCAGUCUCACAACUCCAACAGAAAGAGAAACUAUCCUCCCCGAAACCAUAGCGCUUCUAUCAAUGCCCAGCAGGAUAUGGGUCCUUUUGAACGUCGCGCCAGCUAUCCUCCUCCCUUCUGGGGUUGGCAGCAUCGUCCUGGCCGCUGGUUCGCCAACCACAACGGUCCAACCCAGCGCCCUUUCCACUCCCCUCCUCCUCCUCCUCCUCCUCCUCAUUUGGUUCCUCAUGAGCUCGGGGGACAAGAGCCGUACUACCCCGUUGUACCUUUCGUUGCGGAUCGUGGUUUCAAUGGCCAAUUCAGGCGUGGGUAUCCGGACUACCAUAACAGACUGUUUCUGGACGAAUACCGGUUUCCUGGCCCUCAUCAGACCUACCAGCCACCCCAUGUUGCAAUCGAUGCCCAAGUCGGACAAGCCGAGCAGGCGUUUGGAGCAGAGAACAUCGCCGAACUAGAAGACAAGCCUGCAGGAAAGAAGUUCCUGCUCCGUGGUGAUGCGCCUGAGUUCGUCCCACGUCCGAAAGAGAGGAAGGAGAAGAAGGAGAAGGAGCCUUGCUGGCUCGUGGUCAGCAGUCAGUGA